GGAACGAGGCGGCACCGGACGGAGCGGGCGCGGAACCGGGGGGGGGCCCGGCGGGGCCGCGGCCAUGGCCGAGCCCGGAGAAGCGCUGGGACCGCUGAAAACCGAACCGCAGCCCCCGGAAAAGCGGCGGAGGACGAUCGAGGACUUCAAUAAGUUCUGCAGCUUCGUGCUGGCCUACGCCGGGUACAUCCCGGCGGCCGCCGAGGACCCCCCCUGGCCCUCGUCCGGCCCCAGCUCUCCCCGUCCCGCCGGGCCUGACGCUUGGGGCUCGGCCCCGGCCGCCCUCCGCACCAUCGAAACCUUCGUCCGAAAAGCCAAAUCCUCCAAGAAGCGCGCCCUGGCCCCUCCGGAAUCCGCCAUCCUGGACAAAAUGCGCCUCAAGGACUCCCUCUUCGACCUCCCCGCGCCCCAGAACAACCCGGCGCCCGCCCCCCAGAAGCGGCGGGAGCGCCGGAACCGCCGCGGGGACGCGGGGCUCGGGGGCGGCUCGCGGGGCGGCGGCCGCGACGGCUCCCGCCUGCGGGUGAAGAAGAGCAAGAAGCGGCGCUGGAAGAAAGGGGAGAGGGGGAUUUUGGGGAGGGGGUCUCCCAGCGAGGAGACGGAUUCGGAGGAGGAGCCGCCGUCGCCUCCGCCGGCGCCGCCGCCGCUGCCCCCCGAGGGGGGGAAACUGGGGGUGCUGGGGGGGCCCGGGGGGGUGCUGGGGGUGGGCAAGGAAGGGGGGAGCACGGAGACCAGCAGGGACGGCGACGGCAGCGACAGCGAGGGCGACGCGCGCGUCAUGGACGAGGACAUCAUGGUGGAGUCGGGCGACGACUCGUGGGAUUUGAUCACCUGCUACUGCCAGAAGCCUUUCGCCGGCCGGCCCAUGAUCGAGUGCAGCCAGUGCGGCACCUGGAUCCACCUGUCGUGCGCCAAGGUGAAGAAAAACAACGUCCCCGACGUCUUUUAUUGCCAAAAAUGCCGCGAGGGGCCGCGCCGCGCCGCCCCCGCCGCGCCCCGCGCCGCCGCCGAGCCCUGAGCCCCGAGGGCUCGCGGGGGGCCCCGGAUUUUGGGGGGGAAAGGCGCCGCAAACGGGGGGUUUGGGGGUCCCCCCGCAGGGUUUGGGGGGAGUUCUUCCUCCUCGUUUCGUUCCCCGCCCCCGGAAAAAAAAAGAGAAUUUGGGGUUUGGAUCGUUCCCAAAAUCGAGAUUUUUUUUUUUUAAUUUGGGUAGGGGAAGGGGUUGGAAUUGGACCUGGAAUUGGGAGGUUUGGGGGUUGGAAAAUGUCCGGAAUUUGAGAUUUUGGGGGUUGGAAAAUGCCCAGAAUUUGAGAUUUUGGGGGGUUGGAAGAUGCCCAGAAUUUGAGAUUUUGGGGGUUGGAAGGUGCCCGGAAUUUGAGAUUUUGGGGGUUGGAAAAUGCCCGGAAUUUGAGAUUUUGGGGGUUGGAAGGUGCCCAGAAUUUGAGAUUUUGGGGGGUUGGAAAGUGCCCAGAAUUUGAGAUUUUGGGGGUUGGAAGGUGCCCAGAAUUUGAGAUUUUGGGGGUUGGAAAAUGCCCAGAAUUUGAGAUUUUGGGGGUUGGAAAAUGCCCGGAAUUUGAGAUUUUGGGGGUUGGAAAAUGCCCAGAAUUUGAGAUUUUGGGGGUUGGAAAAUGCCCGGAAUUUGAGAUUUUGGGGGUUGGAAAAUGCCCAGAAUAUGAGAUUUUGGGGGUUGGAAGGUGCCCAGAAUUUGAGAUUUUGGGGGUUCAGAAGGUGCCCAGAAUUUGAGAUUUUGGGGGUUGGAAAAUGCUCAGAAUUUGAGAUUUUGGGGGUUGGAAAAUGCUCAGAAUUUGAGAUUUUGGGGGUUGGAAAAUGCCCGGAAUUUGAGAUUUUGGGGGUUGGAAAAUGCCCAGAAUUUGAGAUUUUGGGGUUUGGAAAAUGCCCGGAAUUUGAGAUUUUGGGGGUUGGAAGAUGCCCAGAAUUUGAGAUUUUGGGGGUUGGAAAAUGCCCAGAAUUUGAGAUUUUGGGGGUUGGAAAAUGCCCGGAAUUUGAGAUUUUGGGGGUUGGAACCUUCCCAAAAAAUGUGAGGUUUUUGGGGGUUGAAACCUCUCCUGAAUUUGUGGGUUUGGAAGCUCCCCCGAAAUUGUGAGGUUUGGAGAGCGCCCGAAACUUGAAAUCUUGGGCUCGUGAUCUCCCUUGAAACCCAGAGCUUUGGGAACUUGGAACCUUCUCCCGGAAUUGUGAGGUUUGGGGGACGGAGGAUUCCCAAAAAUUGAGAUUUUUUUUGGGGGGUGAGGUUUGGAAGCUUCUCUGGAAUUUUGAGGUUUGGGAGGGGUUGGAAGGUGCCCAAAAUUGGAGAUUUUGGGGGGAUUGGAACCUCCCCUCCCAAACUGUGAGAGGUUGGGGUUUGUAAAACCCCUGAAAUUGUGAGAUUCGGGGUUCUCCUCCCUGGAAAAUCGAGGACUUUGGGGGUCUUUUACAGCCCCCCCAUAAGUUGUGGGGUU
Messenger RNA from Hirundo rustica (Barn swallow), 2456 nucleotides. It is a transcript of the gene PHF23, whose product is annotated as PHD finger protein 23. The transcript is spliced from 5 exons. Gene Ontology annotation, biological process: negative regulation of autophagosome maturation; positive regulation of protein ubiquitination; negative regulation of autophagosome assembly. Lineage: Eukaryota; Metazoa; Chordata; Aves; Passeriformes; Hirundinidae. The coding region runs from base 65 to 1018 and encodes 317 amino acids. The record is from RefSeq and is a predicted model, not a curated record.